UAAUCACUUCAUUUUAUGCUUUAGGUGACCCAAUGAAAGAAGAAAAUGAAAGCCUUAAAGAAAAGUCUUACAGAACAAGAAUAUCUAUACCUGGACUUUUCUCACCAAACAGAAGGAUCUAUCUUUCCUCUUCAUACAUCUGUAACUUUAUUUUUGUUAUCAUACUGUGACUGCAAAAUAUUUAAAGUUUGCUUAGUUCUCACCAAAGAAAGUACAGAUAGUUCACUAAGAGAUGUACUAACCCAGGAUGUUGAAAUACAAUUUAUUUCAAAGCAAGAGCUUCCACCAAUAGUCCAGAAUUGCUGUUUACCUGCGGUAGUAGAACGACCAGACAACUUUUGUAGAGCAGGACUUGCUGUUGUACUAAGACAUAUAAUCCAGAAAUCAUAUGAAGCAGAUCCCACAAAAAAGGAAAUUUUGGAACUUCUUGGUUUUAAAAAGACUUGCUUGAAAGCCUGUGCUGAAGUUAGUCAAUGGACCAGGUUAUGUGAACUCACCAUUCCUUUGGCUAUUGAGAAUUUUCUCAGAGAGUCUUCUGACCAGCUCCCAACUAUCCCUGUAGAAAUACUACAGCUAGAGAAAAAGCUUAAUGAGCCUGUUAGAGUGCAUAAUGAUGAUAAACUCCGCAGGCAGAAGCUGAAACAACAGAAGGCCACUGGCAUUGGGCCUCCCUUUACUAAAGGAAAAGCAAAGAGCAAGGUCUCUACACAGGAAACAUCUGAAGAGUUCGACUGUUCAUCCAAGAAUCUGGAACUGAAAGUGGCAUUCUCAAAGCUCACAGUGCAGGAAGAACCAGCUACUACCAACAGGGAACCUUCUCACAUCAGAAAAGCCAAAGUAUCUGACCUUCCACCUCUGGAGCAUGUGUUUGCAGAAGGGCUUUACUUCACUUUGGCGGAUAUUGUGCUCUUGCCCUGUAUCCAUCAUUUUUUGGUAAUUAUCUGCAAUAAAUUUUCUGAGAAGUUGGUAGAAUUUCCACUGUUAAUGUCUUGGUACCAGAGGAUUCAGGAAGUGCCAAGAGUAAAAAUAGCAGCUUCAAAGUGUGGGAUCCAAUUUCUCCAUUUACCAGAUUUGACAACUUCAAAUGAACAGCAUCCAAACUUAAAUGAAGUCCCAGGUGUAGAAGAACAGAAUAACCCUUUAUUUAUAGGUGGACCAAGACCAACUAUGACCAAGUUAAUGGCAAAAGGCAUCGAAGUGAUGUUUUCUCCCCACCCUUGCCCUACCUGGACCCUUGAUUGGAAUGGUCUCCCUGCAGCAGUGAACCCAAAGGAAGGUGAGUUUCCUUUUUAA
Carlito syrichta (Philippine tarsier) is the source of this 1293-nucleotide messenger RNA. RefSeq names its product glutathione S-transferase C-terminal domain-containing protein-like. The coding region runs from base 46 to 1293 and encodes 415 amino acids. The record is from RefSeq and is a predicted model, not a curated record. The transcript is spliced from 4 exons. Lineage: Eukaryota; Metazoa; Chordata; Mammalia; Primates; Tarsiidae.